AUGCUUAUCAAAGAGUAUCACAUCCCCAUGCCGAUGAGCGUGGAGGAGUACCGCAUCGCCCAGCUCUACAUGAUCCAGAAAAAGAGCCGGGAAGAGAGCUGCGGCGAGGGCAGUGGCGUUGAGAUCCUCAAGAACAAACCCUACACGGACGGACCUGGCGGGACCGGCCAGUACACCCACAAGGUUUACCACAUCGGCAUGCACAUUCCCGGCUGGUUCCGCUCCAUCCUACCUAAAGCCGCGCUCAGGGUGGAAGAGGAGUCCUGGAAUGCCUACCCCUACACACGCACCAGAUACACGUGUCCCUUUGUGGAAAAGUUCUCCAUUGACAUAGAGACCUACUACAUGGGCGACGCAGGCGGCCAGCAGGAUGUUUUCAACAUGUCCGCUGCUGACAAGAGGCAGAGGACCAUCGACCCCAUCGACAUUGUAAGCGACCACAUCCCUCCCCACGAGUACAAGGCGGAGGAGGACCCGCGGCUGUACAAAUCGGCCAAGACGCAGAGGGGCCCCCUGCGGGACGACUGGAUCCUAGAGUACCGGGAGAACCCGGGUCUGACUCCCAUCAUGUGCGCCUACAAGCUGUGCAAGGUGGAGUUUCGCUACUGGGGCAUGCAGUCCAAGAUCGAGAGGUUCAUCCACGACGUGGGGCUGCGAAAGGUGAUGGUGCGCGCCCACCGGCAGGCCUGGUGCUGGCAAGACGAGUGGUACGGCUUGACCAUGGAGGACAUCCGGCAGCUGGAGCUGGAGACUCAACUGGCUCUGGCCAGGAAAAUGGCGGAGUUCUGCCAGGCCCAGGAGGCCAACGGAGACGCUCCGGCCCAGGAGCGGAAGGCGGAGGAGGUCGCUGAGGUCGCCGCGGAAGCUGAGGUGCCUGCUGAGGCCGCGCCCGAAAUCGCGGCCCGUGUCCCGGACACGUUGCGGCCCCGCGGCGUGCUGGUUAAGCAGUGGUCCGCCUCCUCGCGCUCCUCCCGCUCCUCCAAACGGGGAGUGAGCCCGUCCCGACACAGCAUCUCAGAGUGGAGGAUGCAGAGCAUCGCGCGAGACUCUGACGACAGCUCCGACGAAGAGUUCUUUGACGCUCAAGAGGAUUUCUCAGACGGCGAGGAGGUCUUACCCAAGCCGAUGGCUAAAUGGAACUCCAACGACCUCAUGGACAAGAUGGAGGCUUCCGACACGGAAGAACACUCCGGUGAGCUCUUCAAAGAUGUGGCGGUGGACUACGACACGGCGGCUGUUGGGGAAAGACUUCCUGAGGAGAGCUCAUCCCAGCAGCCCUCUAAGAUCCACGUGCUGAUCCUGGUCCUGCACGGCGGCAACAUCCUGGAUGCUGGUGGCGGCGAGCCCAGCGGCAAACAGGCUGACGUUAACACCAUCGGCGCCUCCUUCGAUUCUGUCAUGCGCGUCCACUACCCAGCAGCAGUGGGCCGCCUGGCCGUCCGCCUGGUCCCAUGUCCCAACAUAUGCGCUGAGGCCUUCUCGCUGGUCUCCAACCUGAGCCCGUAUGGCUACGACGAAAGCUGUCUGUCCAGCAGCCAAGAUCACAUCCCACUGGCGGCGCUCCCCCUGCUGGCUACGUCGGCGCCGCAGUACCAGGAGGCCGUUACCACCGUAGUCGCCCGGGCAAAUCAGGUCUACGCCGACUUCAUCAAGUCUCUAGACGGGGCCGCUUUCUCCGGACAGGUAUGCCUGAUAGGGGACUGCGUGGGAGGAAUCCUGGGCUUCGACGCUCUUUGCAGCAGCAACCAGACGGUCAACGAAAGCCAGAACAGCAGCCGUCGGGGCAGUCUCGUCAGUGACCAGGACCUCCUUUCGCCAGCUGGCAUCCUGAACUGCGGGCAGGGGUCGGCCUCACCCACUCUGGAGGGUAGCCGCCACCUGAGCCGCAGCAACGUCGACAUCCCGCGCUCUGUCUCAGCCACUGACGACAACAAGAAGCGGCAGCUGCGGCGCAAGAGGAGCGACUCGUCCGCCUACGAGCCGGACACGAUCAAGCAGCACCAGGCCUUUCUGUCCAGUUUAUAUUCCGGAAUUUUGCGGGUCGACGGGGCUUCGCGCAGGUCGAGCAGCAGCAUGGUGCUGGACGGCGGCUCGCCGGGAAAGCUUGACUUCGAAGUGGCCGACUUUUUCCUUUUCGGCUCGCCGCUGGGCCUGGUGCUGGCCCUAAGAAAGACCGUCAUCCCCACGCUGGACGUGGCGCAGCUGCGUCCCGCCUGUCGGCAGGUUUACAACUUGUUCCAUCCGGCUGAUCCGUCCGCCUCGCGACUGGAGCCUCUCCUGGAGAGGAAGUUCCACUUGCUGCCUCCCUUCAACGUGCCCCGCUACCAACGCUUCCCAUUAGGGGAUGGAAAUUCCACUCUGCUGGCGGAUGCUGUUCAGUCCCACGGGGGCGUCUUCGCGGACACUUCCUACCCCUCGUCCCCCGUCGCGGGCUCCUUCUCUGGCGGGCGACGCCGUGCCAGCGAGCUCAGCAUCGCCAGCCAGGUGUCUGGAAUGGUGGACGCUGACGUCGCCGGCAACAUAGCCAACAUUGCAGCUCGCUGGUGGGGCACCAAGCGGAUGGACUUUGCCCUCUACUGCCCCGACGCACUGACCGCCUUCCCAACUGUGGCGCUGCCUCACCUUUUCCACGCGUCCUACUGGGAGUCCACCGACGUGGUGUCUUUCCUCCUCCGACAGGUGAUGAGGCACGACAACUCCAGCAUUCUGGAAUUGGACGGCAGAGAAGUGUCAGAGUUCACGCCUUCCAAACCUCGCGAGAAGUGGCUGCGCAAGAGGACUCAUGUGAAAAUCAGGAACGUGACGGCCAACCACCGAGUCAACGACGCGGUGUUCACCGAGGACGGCCGGCAGACGUUGAGCGGUCGCUUCAUGUACGGCCCUCUGGAUAUGGUCACCCUGGCUGGCGAGAAGGUGGACCUGCACAUCAUGACACAGCCUCCGUCGGGAGAAUGGCUUUACUUCGACACAGAGGUCACCAACGGUAGCGGCCGUGUGUCCUUUGCGCUUCCUGACGACAAGCGCCUGGGCGUCGGUGUCUACCCUGUCAAAAUGGUCGUCAGGGGCGACCACACGUUUGCUGACAGCUACCUGACAGUAGUACCCCGCGGCACAGAGUUUGUGGUGUUCAGCAUCGACGGCUCCUUUGCCGCUAGUGUCUCCAUUAUGGGCAGCGACCCCAAAGUGCGGGCGGGGGCGGUGGACGUGGUCAGGCACUGGCAGGACCUGGGUUACCUGAUAAUCUACGUGACGGGGCGACCGGACAUGCAGAAGCAGAGGGUGGUGGCCUGGUUGUCACAGCACAACUUUCCGCAUGGCAUCGUGUCCUUCUGCGACGGCCUGGUGCACGACCCGCUCAGGCACAAGGCCAACUUCCUUAAGGCCUUGACCGAGGCGAACAUGAAGAUAUUUGCCGGCUACGGCUCCAGCAAAGACAUCUCUGUCUAUGCCUCCAUCAACCUGCAUCCGUCGCAGAUCUUCAUCGUCGGUCGGCCUUCCAAGAAGAUGCAGCACCAGUGUCAGUUCAUCACGGAAGGCUACGCUUCCCACCUGUCCCAGCUGGAGCACAAUCAGCGCUCGCGUCCGGCCAAGUCGGGCAGCGCCCGCGCGGUCCUGCGCAAGAGCAGCUUCGGCCUGGGUGCCAACAGCGACUUCCUGCGCAAACGCAACCACCUGCUGCGGACCAUCUCCUCGCAACCCCCCGUGACCACGGCAACGGGCGGCGGCCACGGCCGCCCCGAGCGCACACAGAGCCAGUCGGACGGCGAUCGCUCCGCGUCCCGCGCGCACGCUCAGGGAGCCGCGCAGCGCAGCAUGAGCCUCGCGGCGGGAUGCUGGGGACGCGGUGGACCCAAAUGA
This is a messenger RNA of Nerophis lumbriciformis (worm pipefish), 3858 nucleotides long. Lineage: Eukaryota; Metazoa; Chordata; Actinopteri; Syngnathiformes; Syngnathidae. The record is from RefSeq and is a predicted model, not a curated record.